Messenger RNA from Girardinichthys multiradiatus, 2339 nucleotides. RefSeq names its product cyclin-dependent kinase-like 1. Bases 583 to 1626 code for a protein of 347 amino acids. Gene Ontology annotation, biological process: protein phosphorylation. The record is from RefSeq and is a predicted model, not a curated record. Gene Ontology annotation, cellular component: nucleus. Lineage: Eukaryota; Metazoa; Chordata; Actinopteri; Cyprinodontiformes; Goodeidae. The transcript is spliced from 11 exons. Gene Ontology annotation, molecular function: cyclin-dependent protein serine/threonine kinase activity; ATP binding.
AUUAACAAACCAUAUCUUAAAAGCUUCUUUGACAAAAUUACCUUUCUAGAAACUUUUUAAAUAGGUUAAAAAAAACUACCCCGAUUUGUUAGGAUUUAAAUAUUAUUGAUCAAUUUGACACUAUCACUGACGGUUCUAAUAUUGAUGGCUGAUGAUAGUUUGUCUAGUUAGUCUAUUUACGUUUAUAUUUACUAGUACAACACUAAAUUAGGUGAAUAUUGUGAAUUUGAUUGUUAGCUCACUGAAGUCGUUUUCUCCAUGGUUACAGCGUACGUGUACUCACGUACGUGUUUUUAGCUGACGUAGCUUUGUGAAUUGCCAAUAUAUGUUGUAUGCUUGCUUUUUCCUGCGCCUGUUAUUAGAGAAAACGGAGUCCAAAGAGGAAAACAAUCCUCAGGUGGUUACCAAAGGUAGUGACGCAGUGGAAGAGCAGACAGCACAGGGACCUCUUUACUGAAACAGCGACAAUGACAGCACAGAGAGCUGCACGAAGCUGUGCAAACAUUUAUUUGACUCUGUAGAAGACCUCUGCUGCUUUGGAGGCGAAUUUAGAUUCUGUACAUUGCAACGUGAAACUGCCCGAUGGAGAAAUAUGAAAAACUGGCCAAAAUUGGAGAGGGCUCCUAUGGUGUGGUGUUCAAGUGCAAGCACAGAGAUACGGGCCAGAUAGUUGCCAUAAAGAAGUUUGUGGAGUCUGAAGAUGAUCCAGUCAUUAGAAAGAUUGCACAGAGAGAAACACGUAUGCUUAAGCAGCUCAAACAUGUAAAUUUGGUCAACCUACUGGAAGUCUUCAGGAGAAAAAGACGGCUCCAUUUGGUGUUUGAGUUCUGUGAACAGACGGUCCUCAAUGAGCUGGACAAGCACCCCCGAGGCGUACCUGAGGCUCAGCUGAAAAGUAUUGUGUGGCAGACCCUGCAGGCUGUGAACUUCUGUCACAAGCACAGCUGCAUCCAUCGCGAUGUGAAGCCAGAGAACAUCCUCCUCACCAAAAGCGGAGUUAUCAAGCUGUGUGACUUUGGCUUCGCCCGCAUUCUCACAGGACCAGAGGAUGACUACACAGACUACGUGGCGACCCGCUGGUACCGGGCCCCUGAGCUGCUAGUUGGGGACACUCAGUAUGGACCUCCUGUGGACGUCUGGGCUCUGGGCUGUGUCUUUGCUGAGCUUCUCAACGGGAAUCCUCUCUGGCCGGGGAAGUCUGAUGUUGACCAACUGUACCUCAUCCGAAAAACUCUGGGUGACUUGAUCCCCCAUCACCAACAGAUUUUCCAUUCCAAUGUUUUCUUCUCUGGAGUUAGCAUUCCUGAACCAGACACGAUGGAACCGUUGGAAUGGAGAUUCCAUGGAGCGUCUCCUCAAGCUCUUCAGGUCAUGAAGUCAUGCCUGGUGAUGGACCCUUCAUUCAGGCUGUCCUGUGAGGAGCUGCUGGAGCUGCCAUACUUUCAGGAUCAGGGAGCGGCCAACUGGGGCCGUGAGGUGGCGCGCCCUGGAAGAAGACAUGACAGAGCGUCCCGGCGCCGACAAGCCGGGGUCCAGUACCUUCCUCAGUUACCUCACAGUAACAUCUCACCAGCCCCAGAUGUCAAGAAACUAGUAAAGCAUAACUAUCACCUGCCUAACAUUUAAAAUAAAGUACCAAAAACUCCAUCUGCAGCCGUUGCUGGAAAUAAUAAACAAUGCACUCGCUUUGCUAUGCUGUGCGUUGUUACUUCAACACUAUCUCAUGUGAAUUUUGGCAAACCCAAAAUAUUUAAAAACGACUGACAGGUUAUUUUUUAUUGUUCAUAAGAUAGAUAAAAAAUGAUAGCCUCAUUCAACUAAAUGUGCAGAUAUUUUCUUUUAUGCUCUUUUCUGCUGUUUAGAUUAAACAGCGUAUAUAAAAGUUACAUACCACCUCAGGAAGGAAAUAGCCUCAAGUUGUUCUGCACAGUUAAACUGAAAAACCUCAGAUGGAUCAGAUGUCUGAACAAAUACCACUGCUGAAGGGUUACUGUUAGGGGCCUUUCCCCUGAAUUUAAUGUUGAGUUCUGGAAAUGUGGCUCAAAUGGAAAGGAAAUGAGCGCACCUCUGCAAAGGUCUUGUACUUUAACAGAAUGCAAAACGCCCAUCACUGUCUUUGUUUCUAUAAGUGGUAAAAUCUUCUGCAUUUAUCCUCAGCAUUGAUUUAUCUGAUGUGGUUUUGAGUGGUCAGUAAAAGGCACUUGAACCUUUUUUUAUGCAUGACAUUGUUUGACUGAUUGAGUUAUCUGAAUGACUUGUAUUUAAAACCAUUGUAAGAAAAACACAGUGUGGAAAAUGGCAGAUUUUUGCAAUUAAAAAUGAAUAUUUAACCUUGUAAA